This is a messenger RNA of Saccharomycopsis crataegensis, 711 nucleotides long. It is a transcript of the gene ATP4, whose product is annotated as F1F0 ATP synthase subunit 4. The record is from RefSeq and is a predicted model, not a curated record. Lineage: Eukaryota; Fungi; Ascomycota; Saccharomycetes; Ascoideales; Saccharomycopsidaceae. Gene Ontology annotation, biological process: proton motive force-driven ATP synthesis. Gene Ontology annotation, molecular function: proton-transporting ATP synthase activity, rotational mechanism. The transcript has a single exon. Bases 1 to 711 code for a protein of 236 amino acids.
AUGAGCUUCUCCAGAAUCGCUCUCAGAUCCGCCUUCAACGCCCGCCCAGCCGGUGUCCCAGCUUCCGUCAGAUGUUUCUCUACUUCUAGAUUGGCUUUGCAACAAGAAGACCCAAAGGCCAAAGCUGCCAGUAUCAUUGAUGUCUUGCCAGGUAACAACGCCAUUUCCAAGACCGGUAUUUUAGCCACUGUCACUGCUGGUUUGACUUACGCCGUCUCCAAUCAAUUAUAUAUUGUCAAUGAAGAAACUAUUUUAGCUGGUACUUUCUUUGCCUUCUCCGCCAUCAUUGCCAAAGUUAUUGCUCCAUUAUACAAAGACUUUGCCGAUGCUAGAGUCAAGUCCGUCACCGAUAUCUUGAACGCCUCCAGAGCUAACCACGUGGAAGCCGUCCAAAGCCGUAUUGACUCUGUUUCUCAAUUGAAAGAUGUUGUUUCCACCACCAACGCUUUGUUCGACGUCUCCAAGGAAACUGUUGAAUUGGAAGCUAAGGCCUUUGAAUUGAAACAAAAGGUUGAUUUGGCUGCUGAAGCCAAGGCUACCUUGGACUCCUGGGUUAGAUACGAAGCUAACGUUAGACAACAAGAACAAGAACAAUUGGCCAAGACCGUCAUUGCCAAGGUUGAAAAGGAAAUCACCAACCCUAAGUUCCAAGACAAGAUCUUGCAACAAGCGGUUGCCGAAGUUGAAAAGGUCUUCGCUGCUGCCAAAUAA